UGAAAAUAAAAUGGUGGUCAGAUUGAAACUUGGAUUUCGUCUGCUUCGCUGUAAUUUGUCCUAUAAAACAAGACUCUCAAAAGUAUCUCAACCAAAGGAGACAUUUCGCAGAGCAUAUUGCAGUUCGGAAUCCCCAGCUAAACUUGAUGAAAACAAAAUGAACAACAACGUAUCAGAAUAUGAGACCUUUUCGUGGAUGAAAAAGAUUGCACCAGUUUUCCCAGUUAAUGGUAACAAGAUCAAAGUGCUUUACCAGCCUGCUGAGUUCUUCACUGCACUAAAGGACAAUGUUUCUAAAGCACAACACAGAAUUGUUAUUGCCUCUCUGUAUCUUGGGUCUGGGCACUUGGAACAGGAACUGAUUGAUUGUAUAUACAAAGCAAGUCAACUAUCCAAGGAGAACAAUGGAAAUCUGAAAGUUGAUAUUCUACUAGACCACACCCGAGGCUCUCGAGGGAAAGUGAACUCACGAACAAUGUUACUUCCUCUUCUACAAGACUUUGAGAAUGUGUCAGUUGCUUUGUAUCACACGCCUGAUCUGAGGGGCUGGUUAAGGCGGGUCAUGCCAGAGAAAUUCAAUGAGACGAUAGGUCUGCAACAUAUGAAAAUCUACUUGUUUGAUGAUACUCUCAUUAUUAGUGGAGCCAACUUAAGUAACGACUACUUCAGCAAUAGACAAGAUAGAUACGUCAUGUUGGAGAAUUGUAAAGAUUUGUCAGACUUCUAUAGUAACCUCAUACAGACAACCUCAACAUUCUCCAUGCAGCUGCAACCAGACAACUCAGAGAAACUCUCACAAGACUUCCCCUAUCAUCCAUAUAAAGAUAGAGAUGGAGGUAAAAAGUUCAAAGCAGAGGCUAAGCAGCGAAUAGAUAAUCUAAUACAUCAGUACAUGCAGAGUGAGCCGCCAGGAGUUCCCUCUGCAAGCGGAGAUAUGCCCCAAAAACACAACACAUCCCCAGAAGUGAAAAAUGUACUCUUUGAGACAAUUAGGUCAUACACCACAGGAGUCAAUCCAAAUACUAUUCCAACAGACUUAAAUCCAUCAAUGCAGAAUAUACAUGCAAAUCAACAAAAUGAUCAUAUAGGCAAUCAUGUUGAUCCAAAGGACCACAAAAGUUGUAUACAAAAUAAAAAGACAAAAGAAGACACUCCUGAUACAUGGGUAUUUCCCUUGAUCCAGAUGGGUCAGCUUGGAGUUUUUAUGGAUAAUUAUGUGACUGAGGGGCUGCUGGUUUCAGCUCCUGACGCAUCUAAUCUCCAUCUGACAUCUGGAUACUUCAACCUAACUGAUGAAUACCUUAAUACUAUACUACUGAAUUCCAAGGCAGAUUAUGAUAUUCUCAUGGCUCACCCAGAGGCCAAUGGUUUUUUCACUGCAAGAGGUAUAUUAGGAGCCAUACCUCCUGCUUAUACCAGGAUAGCCAAACUCUUCAAUGAUAGACUAAUACAACACAAACAAGAGAACAGGAUAAAACUUUGUGAAUAUUUCCGUAAAGACUGGACUUUCCAUUCAAAAGGUCUCUGGUAUUACUUGCCUGGUGAUAAACUUCCUGUACUCACUCUCAUAGGAUCUCCAAAUUUUGGCUACAGAUCUGUGUAUAGAGACCUGGAGAGUCAACUAGCUAUAGUCACUGAGAACCAAGAGUUAAGGCAACAAUUACAUCUGGAGCAGCAGAAGUUAUACAGCUUGUCCACACCAGUCAAUGCUGAGACAUUUAGACAACCAGAUAGAUAUGUACCAAUGUGGAUUCGUUUAGUCAUCAGGGUCAUCAAAACAUUCUUCUAAGAUGGUUUGCUUACCUCUCAUGCGAAUAGAGUAAUGCCUUCAGUGAUAUUUUAGAUUUGACUUUAGUAGAAAUUGGUAUUAACAUGUACUAGAUUACAUGUAUUAGAUUGAUACAUAUCAUGGGGCCUUUCUAUAGAAAUGCAUGGCUCAGAUGUACCUGUAUCAUGUGUACUGGGAUCAUUUGAAUCAAGUUUGAUUUAUUUCAUUUUAAAUGCUGUCAAAUUGCUCAUUUGAAAGAAUGUGAAAAUUCACAUUUCUGCCCAAAACAAAUUUCUUGGUCUGUAAAGAUACAAAAUCACUUAUCGUAUAUCAUAUUGAAUAUCUGAAUCCAGAGCAUGUUGUUAUCAACUGUACAUCUCCUUAAUUUGGCGGCCAUUUUUAUUUGGCCAAUCCGCCAAAUUGUUCCAGCAUUAAGUUGUCACCAAAUUCCCCAGUAAUGUUCCUAAAUUCCCGGGAAU
Messenger RNA from Owenia fusiformis, 2247 nucleotides. The record is from the annotation of a GenBank genome assembly. Lineage: Eukaryota; Metazoa; Annelida; Polychaeta; Sabellida; Oweniidae.